AUGCCUCAGUUGUUGACGGCUGUUGGCUUCUCUUCUGUUGGAUUCUCUUUUUUUUUUAGCACCACCCCCACUGCUACCUCUCACAUAUACACAUAUACACACAGUCCUCUGCAGGUUCUCAAAAUCUUUCUUUUCUUUCCCUUUGUGUUUGUUCCCUUCUCUCUCUCCAAUGUUAGACUGAGCUCCUGUAAGGAGGAGAUAAAGCCCCCCGGCAGGGCAGGACCGCAACUGUCGCCGUCUGACUUCCUGGACAAGCUCAUGGGGAGAACAUCAGGUUAUGAUGCCCGCAUCAGACCCAACUUCAAAGGCCCAGCUGUGAAUGUCACCUGUAAUAUUUUCAUCAACAGCUUUGGGUCCAUCACAGAAACUACAAUGGACUACAGGCUCAAUGUAUUUCUACGGCAAAACUGGAAUGACCCCCGCCUGGCGUACAGCGAAUACCCAGACGACUCCCUCGAUCUGGAUCCAUCCAUGUUGGACUCUAUCUGGAAACCCGAUUUAUUCUUUGCAAACGAGAAAGGAGCCAAUUUCCACGAGGUCACCACUGAUAACAAGCUGCUACGGAUUUUCCAAGAUGGCAGCGUUCUGUACAGCAUAAGGCUGACUCUUAUCCUGUCCUGCCCUAUGGACUUGAAGAAUUUCCCAAUGGACAUACAGACUUGUACAAUGCAGCUUGAAAGCUUUGGUUACACCAUGAAUGACUUGAUCUUUGAGUGGCUGUCUGAAAACCCCGUUCAGGUGGCUGAUGAUCUCACCCUCCCCCAGUUUGUGCUAAAAGAGGAGAAGGAUUUGGGUUACUGCACUAAGCAUUACAACACAGGUAAAUUCACCUGCAUUGAGGUGAAGUUCCACCUGGAACGUCAAAUGGGCUACUACUUGAUCCAGAUGUACAUCCCCUCCCUCCUCAUUGUCAUCCUCUCAUGGGUGUCUUUCUGGAUAAACAUGGACGCUGCACCAGCCAGAGUGGGUUUGGGCAUCACCACUGUACUGACGAUGACCACGCAGAGCUCUGGUUCAAGGGCCUCGCUGCCGAAGGUGUCCUAUGUAAAGGCCAUCGACAUUUGGAUGGCGGUAUGCCUUCUGUUUGUGUUUGCCGCCCUGCUGGAAUACGCAGCAGUCAACUUUGUCUCAAGGCAACACAAGGAGUUCAUCAGGCUGAGGAAAAGGCAGCGGCAGCAAAGAAUAGAGGAGGAACUGGUGAGGGAGAGCCGUGGCUUUUACUUCCGGGGUUAUGGACUGGGUCACUGCCUGCAGAACAAGGAUGGUAACGCUCUGGAGGGGGCCACUGUGUUCACCACGCCGCCGCCGCCUCCUAUUCCUCCUCCGAUAACCUUGUACGACGGAGAGGUGCUUCACAAGCGUUUUGUGGAUCGGGCCAAGCGCAUUGACACCAUAUCCAGAGCAGUCUUUCCCUUGAGCUUCCUCAUAUUCAACAUCUUCUACUGGAUCACCUAUAAAGUGCUGCGACACGAAGACAUCCAUGCAAAUUUGUAG
This is a messenger RNA of Anoplopoma fimbria (sablefish), 1494 nucleotides long. RefSeq names its product glycine receptor, alpha 4a (gene glra4a). Gene Ontology annotation, biological process: signal transduction; chemical synaptic transmission; regulation of membrane potential. The record is from RefSeq and is a predicted model, not a curated record. Lineage: Eukaryota; Metazoa; Chordata; Actinopteri; Perciformes; Anoplopomatidae. Gene Ontology annotation, cellular component: neuron projection; plasma membrane; synapse. Gene Ontology annotation, molecular function: chloride channel activity; transmitter-gated monoatomic ion channel activity; transmembrane signaling receptor activity.